AUGAAGACCGCAUUCAUUACUAUCUUUUCGCUCUGCGCAGCCUUCGGCCUGGCAGCACCUGCCAAUGACGAGUACGAUGCCGCCAACGCUCUCGUAGCCCGUGACGGUGGCGAGGAAUCAACCUGCUGCGGCGGAAGCGGCUGGGCUGGUUACGAUGAGACAGCCGAGAACGGUAAGAAGAGCGGAAAGCAACACAAGAAGAUCAAUGAGCGCGAGGCCGAGGCGGAAGUCGAGCUAGUCACUCCGAAUGUUCUUGCUCUCCGUUGGGUGGAUUCCGCCCCAAAACGUGAAGCCGAGCUCGAAGCUCGUGACGGUGGCGAAGAGUCUACUUGCUGUGGUGGCGGUGGGUGGUUUGGUUAUGAUGAGACUGCCGAGGACAAGAAGCAUGCCAAAGUGGAUGGCAAGCACGAGGCGGGUAAGAAUCAUAAGCCUGUGCAGCCAGUCCAGGAGGAGGCCGCUGAGAAGCGCGAGGCUGCGAUCGAGGCGCGAAGCCCAGAUGGCGGUGAGGAAUCCACUUGCUGCGGUGGUAGCGGCUGGGCUGGCUACGAUGAGACUGCUGAGGAUAAGAAGAAGCACAAGCAUGUCCACGAGUAA
Fulvia fulva is the source of this 594-nucleotide messenger RNA. RefSeq lists its product as uncharacterized. The record is from RefSeq and is a predicted model, not a curated record. NCBI's taxonomy places the organism in Eukaryota, Fungi, Ascomycota, Dothideomycetes, Mycosphaerellales, Mycosphaerellaceae. The transcript has 2 exons. Bases 1 to 594 code for a protein of 197 amino acids.